Messenger RNA from Lodderomyces jiufengensis, 1758 nucleotides. Its product is annotated as serine C-palmitoyltransferase. NCBI's taxonomy places the organism in Eukaryota, Fungi, Ascomycota, Pichiomycetes, Serinales, Debaryomycetaceae. Bases 1 to 1758 code for a protein of 585 amino acids. The transcript has a single exon. Gene Ontology annotation, molecular function: pyridoxal phosphate binding; serine C-palmitoyltransferase activity. Gene Ontology annotation, cellular component: endoplasmic reticulum. The record is from RefSeq and is a predicted model, not a curated record. Gene Ontology annotation, biological process: sphingosine biosynthetic process; ceramide biosynthetic process.
AUGUCAUCUGCAAUUUUUACAACAACUACAACUACUACAACUACCACUACUACCACAACCAUAGUCAAUUCAUUCACAUCACCGGCUAUAUCACAAUCAUGGGAUAUAUUGCAGGACACUUUAUCAGAAAAUUUAUUAUUCAUUCUAAACAAAAUAAGUUAUAUACCAGGAGGACAAAUAAUUCUAAGAUAUAUUAAAUCGUCAUAUCAAAACGAUCCUAUAAGAUCAUUGUUUGAAUAUUGUUUGUUUAUAUUUGCAUUAACUUAUUUUUUCAGUUCUAAAAAAAAGGAGAAUAAAUCUGAAUUUGUUAAAUUUUCCAAAAAGGAAAUAGAUGAAUUAUGUGCAGAAUGGGAGCCAGAACCAAUUAUAAGUGAGAUCGAUCAAUUAGAAAAUUGGAAAUUAAAAGCCAUACCUGAAAUUAUUGGUCAUAAUGGAGCUCAUGUAAAAUUAAAUGGGUUUGAUGAAACAAUAGUUAAUUUAGCAUCUCAAGAUUUUUUAAAUUUAAAUGAAAAUAAAGAUAUUAAAACAGCUGCAAAAACAGAAAUAGAAUUAGCAGGAGUUGGUGCUUGUGGUCCUCCAAACUUUUAUGGUACUCAAGAUGUUCAUGUUAGAUUAGAAGAAGAUUUAGCUAAUUAUUUGGGUACUGAACAAGCUAUCAUAUAUGGUCAAGAUUUUGUUACCGCAGGGUCCGUUAUUCCUGCUUUUUUAAAAAGAGGUGAUUUAUGUGUUGUAGAUAGAAAUAUAAAUCUUGCCAUACAAAAGGCAUUGAUAGUUUCAAGAGCUGAUAUUGAAUGGUUUGAUCAUAAUGAUAUGGUACAUUUAGAACAAAUUUUAACACAAUUGAAACCAGUAUUAUCAAAACAAAAACCAAUCAGAAGAAGAUUUAUAAUUACGGAGGGGUUAUUUUCAAAUACUGGAGAUAUAGCAAAUUUACCACAGAUUGUUGAAUUGAAAAAUAAAUUCAAAUAUAGAUUAUUUGUUGACGAAUCAUUAUCUAUUGGUGUUUUAGGUCCAACUGGAAAAGGUCUUACCGAACAUUAUGGAAUUUCUCGUGAUGAAGUAUCAAUAACUAUUGGAUCAAUGGCAAAUUCAUUAGCUUCAUCAGGUGGAUUUUGUGUUGGUGUAGAACCAAUGAUUCAUCAUCAAAGAAUUCAAUCAAAUGCUUAUGUUUUUAGUGCUUCAUUACCUCCUUAUUCGGCAAAAGUGACUUCUCAAGCUAUAAAAGAAAUUUUAAAAACUAACACUCAAACUGGUAAAUCUAAGAUUAUUACAAAUUUGCAUCAAUUAACUACUUUUGCAUAUGAUUCUAUAUUGAAGAAUUUAAAAAACUCACCAAUGACUAUUACUUCAACUCCUCAAUCCCCAAUGAUACAUUUAACUUUCAGUGAAUCAUAUAGAUCAAAAUUAAAUUUACCUUUAUUAUAUGGAAACUCAAUUUUUGUAACGACUGGAAAACCAUCAAAACGUCUUAAUUCAUUUGACGAUUAUUUAAAUGUUGAAAGUUUUAUGUUACAAAAAAUCGUUGAUUAUACUUUAACUAACUCCAAAAUCUUAAUAACUAGAAGUAAAUUAAUAUUAGAACAUGAAAAUUUGCCAAUUGUAGCUCCACAUUUAUUGAUUAAUAUAAAUAAUGGAGUUUCUGAGAAUGAUAUCACAAAAUUAGUUGAAGUUUUACCAACUGCUAUAGAGAUAGUCACCAAAAAUAUCAAUGAUGAAGAUGAAUUUUUUUCAUUGACUGAUGAGAUUAUAAAUUACUAA